This is a messenger RNA of Penicillium vulpinum, 216 nucleotides long. RefSeq lists its product as uncharacterized. Bases 1 to 216 code for a protein of 71 amino acids. The record is from RefSeq and is a predicted model, not a curated record. The transcript is spliced from 2 exons. NCBI's taxonomy places the organism in Eukaryota, Fungi, Ascomycota, Eurotiomycetes, Eurotiales, Aspergillaceae.
AUGGGAAGUGGGAUGAAUGAGAAAACGUGGGAGAAAGAAGGAGAAGAAGAAAGCAAACCACUCGUCGCAAAGAUUCGGGGGGAGACUCAGGAGGAGACCCAGGAGGAGGCCCAGGAGGAGGCACAGGAGGAGGCACAGGAGGAGGCCCAGGAGGAGGCCCAGGAGGAGGCCCAGGAGGAUGCCCAGGAGGAGGCCCAGGAAGAGACUCGGAGAUAG